This is a messenger RNA of Xenia sp. Carnegie-2017, 1755 nucleotides long. RefSeq names its product metalloendopeptidase OMA1, mitochondrial-like. The record is from RefSeq and is a predicted model, not a curated record. Bases 1 to 1308 code for a protein of 435 amino acids. Gene Ontology annotation, cellular component: mitochondrial inner membrane. The transcript is spliced from 8 exons. Gene Ontology annotation, molecular function: metalloendopeptidase activity. Gene Ontology annotation, biological process: protein quality control for misfolded or incompletely synthesized proteins; mitochondrial protein processing. Lineage: Eukaryota; Metazoa; Cnidaria; Anthozoa; Malacalcyonacea; Xeniidae.
AUGUCAAGUCAACUUGGUCGUAUUUUCCGAGCGGUGUCUACACCACAGAUGAGAAGAUGGUGGCUCACGAAAUCCCACAACCAUUUUCAAUUACGACGAAAGUGGCUUUUGAGAGAACAGUUUAAUACAACAGCGAACAUCGUAAGCAAAGAACCGAUACAUGUGAGGUUGCUAAUAUUAAAUGAACGAUAUAAAUUAUUAAAUUGUCGUGAAAACCAUGGGAUAACUUUAGCACGCCAAUUUCAUUUGAGCAAACCUCGGAGAGCCACGCCCAUCUUGCCCCUGAUUGGUGCAUUUUUGGCAAGGUUUUCUGGACCCAUAGCACAAGUACUAAAACUAAUGGCAGUCAUAAUUGGAAGAGUUUUUCGUAAGUGGUGGAAAAAGCUUCCAAACCAUAAGAGAAAAGACUUUAAAAAUUUCCUAAUGUCAAGAAAAGAGGUUAUUGGUGGAGCAGUUGGUGUACUAGUUAGUGGUUGGUUAUUUUUGUACUAUAUACAUCUUGAAGAGACACCUUAUACAAAAAGAAUGCGAUAUGUUGGUGUUUCACCUAAACAGCUUCGAGAGAUUGUUGAAAGUCAAUGGAGGAAACUUCUAGAACAAUAUGCAGAUAAUAUCUUGCCAGUGAAUCACCCAGAUCACAAGCGUGUAUUUCUUAUUGCUAAGAAGUUGCUUAUGGCAAACAUGGAUGUAAUUAGCCAUCAUUUGAAAUGGGAAAUAAAUGUUGUUGAAUCAGAUGAGAUCAAUGCCUUCGUUCUACCAAAUGGGCAAAUUUUUGUUUUCAGCGGAUUAUUAAAAUUCCUCCCAGAUGAUGAUGCCCUUUCAAUUGUCCUCGGCCAUGAAAUUGCUCAUGCAAUUCUGCAACAUUCGGCAGAACAAUUAUGUUUUAAUGGAUUUGUGAAUUUGGUAAAGGUGAUCUUGUUGGCAACAAUUUGGGCUCUGAUUCCCAGUGAUUUUCUAGCGUUUUUAACGCAAUUUAUUCAAAACACGAUACUAGGGCUACUCGUGCAUUUGCCUUACUCGCGAAGCCUUGAAGAAGAAGCGGACAAAGUCGGUCUUUACUUGACGGCAAAGGCAUGCUUUGAUGUACGAAAGGGACCAAAAGUUUGGAAAAAAUUCAACGAUCAAGAAAAACUUCAAGAUAUCACCAAUGUUGAAUGGUUAUCUACUCAUCCUUCCCACGCGAGCCGAGAAAGGAAUCUAGAAACUAUUGUACCAGAGGCAUUGGCGUUACGGAAACUUUGUAAAUGUCCAGAUUUAGCAGGUUAUGCACCAUUUGGAACCGUAACACCUUUAACUUUGUCGAACUAAUCCGGAAUGCACCAUCGUUCUUAUGGAAAAAGAACUCCUCUGACAAUCUACCCAAUUUCCGUGCAUGACCAUUGACGUUAUGAUUUCGUCAUAACGAUGAUCGUGGGUGAGAAAUUACCAGAAUGAUUAUGGCGUAAAAAAACGUUUUUGAAAUACGAACGAGAAGAUGAUGUCCAGAAAAUUAAGAACGUUUGCAAUUGGUCAUAAAUUUAUUUUUCCUAAAAUCUUGACUCAACAAUUCUAUGAAGUCAUCUGUUAAAUUCGCUUGUACGAAAAUGAGCUGGAAAAACUGCCUGAUUUGUAUCUGGUGUAUUCAUUAUUGUUAUGACAUAAAAAAUAGUCUCGAAGGAAUUCGUAAUUUGUUUGUUUACAUUGAUUAAUUACAGUGUUUUAACUAAUAAUCAAUUAAACAAUAAAGAGCUGAAAUUUUGAUAGUUUCAACCCUAA